Molecule: messenger RNA, 1837 nt
Organism: Drosophila persimilis
Lineage: Eukaryota; Metazoa; Arthropoda; Insecta; Diptera; Drosophilidae
Gene: ppk28
Product: pickpocket protein 28
Exons: 3
Coding region: 1-1791 (596 amino acids)
Biological process (GO): sodium ion transmembrane transport
Cellular component (GO): membrane
Molecular function (GO): ligand-gated sodium channel activity
Source: RefSeq, a predicted model, not a curated record
AUGAAGGCGUUGACGGACAGCAAGCGACGCCUCAGCUUGUCCUCCAACUUCAAUGAUGACGACCAAGAUGAGGACGAUGAUACCAUGUGCAGCGGCACAGCCGUCAAGCGGAGCAUUGUCUACUACCUGAAGAACAGCACUCUUCAUGGGCUCAAGUACAUCGCCGAGGAGAGCAUUACCAUUCCAGAGCGGGUCUUCUUUGGGAUCGCCUUCGUUCUGGUGGUGAUCCUGUCGGGCUUCUUUAUAUCGAACGUGUACGUCAAGUGGAGCGCCUCGCCCAUCAUUAUCUCGACGAGCGCCAAGCAGAAGCUGACCAGCAACAUGCCCUUUCCGGCCAUCACCAUCUGCAACCUGAACCAGGCCCUGCUGAGCCGCGUGCAGCGCAUCUCGCGCUCCAGCAGCAACUUCUCCCUGCUGAUGGGCCUCUGCGACCAGGGCGGAGACCUGACCAUCUCCUACAUCGGCACCUGGAAGUACUUCAAGGCGAUACUGGUGGAGGUGGCCCAGCCGUGCGACGAGAUGCUGCUCUACUGCAGCUUCGGCUCGCGCCAGGAACAGUGCACCAUGCUGUUCAACUCGAUUCUCACCGACGACGGCCUGUGCUGCAACUUCAAUGCCCUGGAUCCCUCGUACCUGAUACGGAACUACAGCGACGAUGUCCGGCUGGAGCCGCCCCAGCAGAACGGCCGCUACGAGGCCAUCGACUGGACCGCGGAGCGGGGCUAUGCCAAGAAGCUGCCCGAGUUCUACUACCCCCGAACCUCGGGCGGCACCGGGAUACGCAUGGGGCUCACCGUGGUGCUGAAUGCCUCGGUGGCGGAGUACUACUGCACCAAGUCCAUGAGCGUGGGCUUCAAGGUGCUCGUCCACAAUCCCGCCGAGCUGCCGAAGGUCAGCAACUACGGCCUCAUAGUGACGGCGGGCAGGGAGGCGAGGAUACCCAUCGAGCCCGUGUACGAGGACGCCCUGCCCUCGAUUCGGUCCAUCAAGAAGUCGGUGAGGCGCUGCCUCUUCUCGGACGAGAACGAUCUGGCAUACUACCGCACCUACUCGCGCAAGAACUGCGAGCUGGAGUGCGAGGCCAAGCUGCUGCUCCGCGAGUGCAACUGCGUCCUCUACUACCUGCCGCGGAUCGACCCGGCCUCCCGGGUCUGCGGGCCGAACGACAACAUCUGCACGAAUCGCGUCCAGACGGAGAUCGAGUCCUCGCUGACGAACCUCUCCUGCGAGAACUGCUGGCCCGGCUGCUUCGAGCUCACCUACAAGGCCACCCUGUCCACGUCCUCGAUUGUGUCCGAUCCGCGGUUCCAGUCCGGCGAGGACCUGCCCGACUACAUCUUCAAGGGCGAGCACAGCAAUGCCAGCGAGCUCUCCAUUCUGCACUUCUACUACGUGACCAACACCUUUCGCAGCACCACCAAGUCCGAGAUGUUUGGCUUCACGGAGUUCCUCUCUAACACUGGCGGCCUCCUGGGCCUCUUUAUGGGCUUCAGCAUCUUCUCGGUGAUCGAGAUCGUCUACUACAUCACUGUCCGUCCGUACUGCGCCUCGCGAACACUCCACCAACGGCGCCGACGGCGCCUCGAGCAGCUCCGCUGGCUGACCCCCAUUCGGGCUCCGGCCAAGCAGCUCCAACGCAGACUACGGAGACGCCGCCUGCUGCCACCUGCCUACAGCGAGCUCCAGCAGCGCCAGAUGCAGGCGCGCCAGAAGCAUACUCUCUGGCAGACUUUGCGCGUCCGGCCAGCGAACCCCGGGCCGGAGUCGCCUGUCUAUCCCUACCUGGACUAGGAUGGGGAUGGCGUUGAGGUUGAGGUUGAGGGAGGGAAUGUACUAU